AUGGCAGCCGAGUCUUUGCCUUUCUCCUUCGGGACACUGUCCAGCUGGGAACUGGAAGCCUGGUAUGAGGACCUGCAGGAGGUGCUGUCCUCAGAUGAAAAUGGGCGUGCCUAUGUCUCACCCCCUGGAAAUGAGGAGGAAGAAUCAAAAACCUUCACCACUCUUGACCCUGCCUCUCUGGCGUGGCUGACUGAGGAGCCAGGACCAGCAGAGGUCACAAGCACCUUCCAGAGCCCUCGCUCUCCAAAUUCCAGUCAGAGCUCCCUGGCUCAGGAGGAAGAGGAGGAAGACCAAGGAAUACCCAGGAAACGGAAACGGAGUGGUCAGUCCCCGGCCCGGGCUGGAAAGCAACGCAUGAAGGAUAAGGAACAAGAGAAUGAAAGGAAAGUGGCACAGCUAGCUGAAGAGAAUGAACGGCUCAAGCAGGAAAUCGAGCGUCUGACCAGAGAAGUGGAGGUGACUCGCCGAGCUCUAAUUGACCGAAUGGUCAAUCUGCAUCAAGCAUGAACACUUGGGACCAUCACUUCCCCCUUGAGCCAGUACCAUCUUUUCCCAGAGGUGGCUACUAACCACCUUCUUAUGAGUGUCAAUGAUGUGACCCUUAACCCCAUACCUACAGUAGAGGGAAAGCUCUGGGUAGACAAGAAGAAAGGGUCUCAGCAUGUAUAUAGAGAUUGCAUAUUUAUUUAUUACUGUCCAUAUCCAUUAAAGUGACUCUAUAAGUCAA
Molecule: messenger RNA, 727 nt
Organism: Myotis daubentonii (Daubenton's bat)
Lineage: Eukaryota; Metazoa; Chordata; Mammalia; Chiroptera; Vespertilionidae
Gene: DDIT3
Product: DNA damage inducible transcript 3
Biological process (GO): ER overload response; intrinsic apoptotic signaling pathway in response to endoplasmic reticulum stress; negative regulation of transcription by RNA polymerase II
Cellular component (GO): CHOP-ATF3 complex; CHOP-ATF4 complex; cytoplasm
Molecular function (GO): transcription factor binding; protein heterodimerization activity; DNA-binding transcription activator activity, RNA polymerase II-specific
Source: RefSeq, a predicted model, not a curated record